This is a messenger RNA of Penicillium brevicompactum, 297 nucleotides long. RefSeq lists its product as uncharacterized. The transcript has 2 exons. Bases 1 to 297 code for a protein of 98 amino acids. The record is from RefSeq and is a predicted model, not a curated record. NCBI's taxonomy places the organism in Eukaryota, Fungi, Ascomycota, Eurotiomycetes, Eurotiales, Aspergillaceae.
AUGUAUGAAGAGAUGGCCAGCUUGAAUAACGAGAACUCUCGUCGCUGCUCUCUUCCUUCUUUCAAAUUAACCACCAGCAUGGGAGCCUCCGAUUUGGGCGAAGAGCGCCGACUGCCUCCUCUUCCCCAGAUUUUGCCUCUUCCUUCUCCCGGUCCUUUCAACCCAUUCAACACAAAAGAUGCCCUAGUUCCCACCACCCCUAGACCUCAGGACACCUCCCAAUUCAAGUCACCUUGGGCAGCUGCCGAUCACAUCGUCGCUCCCUCUUCACCAGCUAACCCGGCCGAAAGUUGUUGA